Messenger RNA from Pocillopora meandrina, 3573 nucleotides. The record is from the annotation of a GenBank genome assembly. Lineage: Eukaryota; Metazoa; Cnidaria; Anthozoa; Scleractinia; Pocilloporidae.
AUGGAAAGCGCUAAGGUGAGGUCGAUUUCGAAGGAAAUAAAUGUAGAAUAUUUGCGUUCUCAAAUUGAAACAUGGCAACGUUUUCUUGAGCGAUUUCGUCGAUGUGAAUGCUUAGAGUUUGGUGGACAAGGAUGCAACUGCGUGAAUGAAGAUGACGAGGAAGUCUUUAACAGAUGUGAAGGAUUCUAUCAAGAUAGCAGUUCUCAAACUGACUUGAUGCAUGGUGAGUGUUUUUUUCUUAAUUAAAGUAAUGUAAAAAGUAUAAAGUCUGCGUCGUCCUUUAGAAAUUCCUCUAGGCUUCUCCUUUCGUCAGCAAAGGGUGCAAAAAUCGAAUGAGGGAUCAAUCGGUACUAUUCCAUCAUAUUCCGUCGUAAGUUUGACAAGUCUGACUGAAGAAGCUCCAUGUUACGUGACUGAAGUAAUAACUAACAUUAAAGAUCGAAGAACGACACAAUGUUAAAGUUAAAUUAUUUGUCAUCUUUUAUCAGCUCCGCCUUCGAAUCCUCCAAGGGUUGUCUUUCAACGAUCAGAUUCGUUUGCAUGUCGAGAUCCCAUGGAUGUAUCUCAAAUACUUGAUUUAAGUCCAAGAAACUUUAUCUUCGCAAGAGAUAAUCCUCAAAAUUAUCGAGAAAUACGGAAUCCAUACGUACUGGUGAUAAACAUUGUAAACUUUAUCAAGGACCCACGACCAAGGAAUGGGGCUAAACACGAUCAAGAUAACGUGGAGAGGUUUGUAAGAGAAGCUGGUUUCAGCAGUGUUCUGUGGUAUUUUGACCUGGAAAAACAAGAUAUGCUGAAACUUCUUGAAGAAACCCGAAAAAAUGCAGAUUUGGGUAAGUAGCUCUAUAUGCAGUCUCUAUUUUUGUUACAUCCAUGAGGUUCGUGCACUUUAAGUUUCGAUUAGACCGGAAGUUAGCUGCUGCAGCAAAGUAACAUACUCCUAAAGUGUCAUGGUUUUAAAAAAACAUUUCCUAUUGCCAUAUCUAUUUGCAACGUUUCCGACUUCUACUCCUAAAUUCUAUGGCGUCCAGAAGAGGUUUAUUUCAAAGUUUGAUUUGUCUUAAAUGAGUAUGUAGAUCUCAGAACUUUUUCCUCGUUCAUUGAUAAAAGCACUCACAGGAAGGUGUGGUAUUAAAACCAAAGGGAAAUUCUGAGCUGCCAAAAUAACUUUUUGCCUAAAUUAUAUUGCAGUGAAGCUCCCUCUACCUCUGUUCAGUACUUUGAAUUGCAACCGAUACAAUGUUGAUUUCUUUCGUUAUUCUGUUACAGUUGAAAAUGACAGUUUUAUCUGCAUUAUUAUGAGCCAUGGCAACAAAGAAGGUAUUUUAUGCAGAGAUCAUGAAACUAUUUCAGUGGAGAACAUAAUGGAGAAAUUCCAGGGAAACAAUGAUGCUUGUCCCCAGCUUGCAACAAAACCAAAAUUGUUCUUUGUUCAAGCAUGCAGAGGAGAAAGUGAUGACAAAGGGUACUUUGCACCAAGAGGGCCAAAAGAAGUUUAUCCUGCUACAUCUGACAACAAUGAGAUGCCUGUAAAACUUCCCUCCGAUGCAGAUUUUUUGAUCGCCUACUCUACCACCAAAGGCACAAUCUCUCACAGACGCUUCACAGUUGACAGAAUAUAUGCUGAAACACAUAAGGAAAGUCUGGGUUCUUGGUUCAUCUCUUGCUUGGUACAGGUUCUAUGUGAGAACUCUCACAAGGAGGACUUAAUGACUAUGCUCACAAGAGUGAACAGAGCCAUGUGUGAAUUUUACACUGAAGGUGGAAGCAAGCAGAUUUCAUGCCAACUUUCUAUGCUCACAAGGAAAGUCUACUUUUCUAACUUCCUUGAUAAGAUAAAGUGUGUAGGCAGCAACACAAAUUAGGCAAACCUUGACAACCAAACUGUGUUAAUGGUGGUAGGAUUAGGGUGGAGCCAGGAAGUGGAGAGAGGUACCACCCUUUUUAUUAAUUUGUGGUGAGCCCUUCAACUCCCAAUGUACAGAAAUUUGGUAUUUAGAAACCCUAACCCUAAGCAACAAAUAACUGACAUCCUCAGCUGACAGGUUUGUUAUUGCUUCUUUUACUUUUCUUGGAUGGACUGUUGCUAUGAACAAAUUCUACAGCUUUCUGGAAGUGAACGAAAAGAGUUCAAAUAAGUACUAUCAACCUUCAUCACUGUUUUGGACCUUGCCCACAAUUUUUAGCUUGCCUAUUAUCUCAGUACCAGAACUGUGCCAGGUUACAAAAAAGUUCUAUGAACUAAAGAUUAUUAAGCAUUACAUGCUACAUAAGUAUAUUUCUGUAAAACUCAUUUAUGAAGAGCCAAGGCUCAGAAACACCCUGAAAUAUUUUGGAAAUUGUUAAAAUGGGGCCAGUUGCAUACAACAGCAGCAGUAAAGCACAUAAAUGUAUAUGAUAGUCAUGAUAGUUUUCAGUGAAAAUAAAGAUGUUGUUACCAAUUUUAUAAAGUACAUGACUAGAUCAAUAAAAUGUGUCAUGACACAGAAUCAUUUGAUUUUGUCUAAACUAAAAUCUAUGAAAAUGCUACCAAUGUUCUUAUGUUUGCCAUAAGAGACUCUUUCCUUUCCCUUCCCUCCCCUCCUUCAAAGCAGGCAGUGGUGGUAUAAACAGUGGGAUUGACUGGUACUGGCCAGUGAAUGGUUACUUGAUUAGAUCAUUUUGCUGUUGUGUGCUUGGUUGUCAAGCCUUUGAACAGGAGUGAGGCUAAGGUUGACCUUGUUAUUGAUAAAAACCUUGUUGCCUUUCAAAUGCAAAUAAGUUUGUUAUCAUGCUAACUAGAUACUGGUCUCCAUCACAACAAGGUCACCUUCAGCCUCACUCCAAAUCAAAGGCUUGGCAACUUAGGACACAACUGUAGAAUGGCUUAUUGUCAGUUCCUAAGCCAAGACCAUGGGGGGGGGGGAGGGAGGGGGGGUGGGAUUAGCUUUAAAAGCAGCUUAAACCUCCAAAGCAGCUUACAAACUGCUGCUAAGAAAUUGAGCAAGGGGAAUCCCAUUAGCUGAAUUAUUUAAGAACGUCCUUGAACUAGUCUCAAAAUAAUAGUACUCUCUUUAAAAUUCCCUCCUCAUGCCCCUCCCUCUCAACAAAUCCUCAGAAUAAAGACAGGGAAUUACGGUGCUUUGAUAAGGCUAUGCGUAUUGUUACUUAUUAAUAAUUGCCCAAUAGCUAGGCUAGAAAAAAUAUAUUAGUCUGUAAAGCUGUGUAUCCACUUGUGAUCUGGUGGGGUGUUCUCGACCAAAGUUGCUGUGUCUAUUCGGUAUUCAUUACAGCUGAUGAAGAGUUCAGAAGAAAAUGUUGGCACUCAAUGUGUUAUUAAGAAGCUCUUCCUCUCUACAACACUUCCCAAACCCACUCAUUCUCAAUUAAGCCCUCAGUAUAAAAGUUUUAACUGGUAAUUGAUCAUGUACUUCCUCAAAUAAAUGCCCUGACACCGAUUCAAUAUUUCAGCUUGUAGAUUCUACGGUGAACGGAGAAAGACAGCGAAAAAUUGGGCUCUUGGUUCAUGUCCUGCUUGGUGAAGGUUCUACAAGAAAAUUCGCACGUUGGCGACUUAAUGACAAUGCUGACUAA